Pseudocercospora fijiensis CIRAD86 is the source of this 369-nucleotide messenger RNA. RefSeq lists its product as uncharacterized. The record is from RefSeq and is a predicted model, not a curated record. NCBI's taxonomy places the organism in Eukaryota, Fungi, Ascomycota, Dothideomycetes, Mycosphaerellales, Mycosphaerellaceae. Bases 1 to 369 code for a protein of 122 amino acids. The transcript has a single exon.
AUGAUUUCUGGGUCUGGAUUGGGGUUCGUGCCGAUGGGAGGGGUGUUUUCUGUUUAUUGCGCUACGAAGGCGGCGGUGCAUGCGUGUGUGGUUGGCAUUCGGCAGAGUUUGGAGGGGAGUAGUGUACAUGUUCUCGAGAUUGUGCCGCUGGCUGUGGGGACGGAGUUGGAUGCUUCGCAGAAGGAGUUGGCGGAGACGUUCCCGGCGCCGAUGACGCUUGAGGAGUUUGGGGAUGAGGAGUUUGGGAAGUUGGAGGAUGGGAGGGUUGGGGAGAUGAAGGAAGUGGCGGCGGGAACGGCAAACGCGAGGGUGGAGGCCUGGAGGGGCAGUAUCGGCAAAGGUUUGGAGGAGAGAGGUAUUGGUGGUUGA